Molecule: messenger RNA, 942 nt
Organism: Scheffersomyces stipitis CBS 6054
Lineage: Eukaryota; Fungi; Ascomycota; Pichiomycetes; Serinales; Debaryomycetaceae
Exons: 1
Coding region: 1-942 (313 amino acids)
Biological process (GO): positive regulation of DNA-templated transcription
Cellular component (GO): mediator complex
Source: RefSeq, a predicted model, not a curated record
AUGUCAUUAGUAGGUAAUGUCAAGUGGCUCAUUGACUUGAUGGUAUACAUCAACCAAGAAUUGCUACAAUUGUCCUACUCCAAGCAAGACUCGUCCAACAGUAAGUUGACCAUCAAGAACUCUAUUGCCUUGCCUAUUAUUCUCAGUAAGGUUCCUAGAUUGUUCUUGAUGUAUGCAUUGUCAUCUAUCGGCAGAACUCAUGAAAUAUUGAAGAAACUACAUAAAGACUUGUCUGAAGCCAGUAAGCUUUUUACACCAAUGAAAGAGUCGUUGAACAGAUAUUUCACCAUCUGCAACAAUUCUCCGUUGACAUUAAGUCUCUUUGAGAACUUCUUGAGAGAAUGCGAUGCUUUAAUCACCAAAGAGCAGAGCAUAAGAUUAGCAGGAAAGGAAAAGGGCUAUUCAUUGAAGGUGGAACAGAAAUUGGUUUGCCAAGGUGAGUUAACGGAAGACAUGGAACAGAUUGGAAAGAUCUUGAUCGACCGACAUGCUGUUAAUAUCAAUCGUGAUAUGAAGGUAUCGGACUUGUACUUUUACGAUGUCGAUUGGUUGGACAUAGGUGUAAACAAGAGAUCUGCUAGAACAUCUAAGGGUCUUCUGGAGACUGUAAUAUAUCCUUCGUCGCAGUUGAAACCCAAGAUGAUUCCCAGAUUACAGUAUUCUGACAAAGAGUGUAUCGACUCUUUGCGUAAGAUAAUCAUUUCUGUAGAUAUGAACCAGAUUACUGGCAAGACAGAUACUUCUCGAAAUGGAACUACCAAUCACAAAGCUGCUAUUGCUAACGACAAGAUUGCCAAGUUGCGCAAGUGUACUAGAUGUCGUUCAGUAUCUUUGGUAGCAGAUCCUCUUGUAUUUGAUGCUCCCAGCACCAUUGGGCUCUGGACCAUGGUCUUCCAAAGAACGUGUAUCUGUGGCAAUGCUUGGGUUAACUGUGUUUCGUAA